Molecule: messenger RNA, 954 nt
Organism: Sinocyclocheilus grahami
Lineage: Eukaryota; Metazoa; Chordata; Actinopteri; Cypriniformes; Cyprinidae
Product: GS homeobox 2-like
Exons: 2
Coding region: 99-815 (238 amino acids)
Biological process (GO): regulation of DNA-templated transcription
Cellular component (GO): nucleus
Molecular function (GO): DNA-binding transcription factor activity, RNA polymerase II-specific; sequence-specific double-stranded DNA binding
Source: RefSeq, a predicted model, not a curated record
CAGUGUUAAGACCACUGUGUACUGCGCAAGUCCUUGGAGCAACGCCAUCAGUGUGGUAUCACUGACACCAUCAGCAUCACACGCAGACAGAAGCGAUCAUGUCGAGGUCUUUCUACGUAGACUCUUUGAUUAUCAAGGAUCCCGCUCGCCCGGCUCUGAGCGAGCACACGGGACAAGACUUUCUCAUCCCCUUUGGCAUGCACUCCCCCGGAGUGAUGAGCGUCACUGCGCCCGUUUGCCCGUCCCGGAAGACCGGCACCUUCUGUGUCUGUCCGAUUUGCGUAACCUCGCAUAUCCACUCUCCCCGCGGCGGAAUCCCACUGCUGAAGGGACAGGGCUUCUCCGCUGGUGACGCGGCUUUCUGUCAGAGGGUAGCACACCAACAGAGCCCCGCGUUAGCGCACCCGGGACACGGACACCCGCCCACAAGCUACAGCGUCACUGACCCUCGGAGGUAUCACUGUCUGUCUCUAGGUGCGUCUGACAACAGCCACAUACAGAACGGCAAACGGAUGCGCACUGCCUUCACCAGCACUCAGCUGCUUGAGUUGGAGCGCGAAUUCUCAUCUAACAUGUACCUCUCCCGCUUACGCAGGAUCGAAAUAGCCACAUAUUUAAACCUGUCAGAGAAACAGGUGAAAAUAUGGUUCCAAAACCGCCGAGUUAAACACAAGAAAGAAGGCAAAGGUACGCAGCGGAGCGCUCACGCAGGAUGCAAAUGCUCGGGCAGCCACUCACACUAUCCGCGCUCGGAAGACGAAGAAUCUCUGUCACCUGUGUCAGCAACAGAGGAGAAGGAGACUUCACCUAUCUAGGGGCGUCGCGAACAUCAUAGACUUAAGUUUGGUACCCUGCAUGGCACGUUUAAACGUACGGAUCCGUUGAAACGGCUGAAUUUAUGGGACACUGUCUUCCAUAUUUCCAUAGCCCGAAGUGUAUGGAAGUUUAGCGACU